AUGUGAUAUUAACAAAGGAAAUGAUAUUCUUCAAGGCAAGAACUCUGUUUUCGGAACAUUACCUUGAUUGCUGCAAUGAAAUAAUUGGACCAUGUGUGAGCUUUCAGGAAUUAUGUUGGACUAAUCAUUUCUCACUAUCCAGGAUGAUGAUGUGACGCACCAAUUGCGUUUUCUGCAGUGUAAUCAGGCUACCUCUAAACAGCAAUGUUAUAGCCUAGAGCAGAGUCAUCCAGUACGUCAACUGCUUGCUAUAUGUGGCUAAUUCAGGAUCCAGGCAUGGCAAAUUUCAUUUUAUUAUCACUAUUGAAAACAUCAUCUCAAAAAUCUUUGAAUUUUGUGCAGUACCUUGACUUAUCGAGAAGCAACAUUAGUUUAGUUGAUGGACUGAGCUACUGUACCCACCUCCAGAUACUGAUACUAGCAGACAAUGGGAUUAUGGAGGUGGAAAACUUGGAAUGUUGCCCCCACCUUUGGAAAGUUGAUCUCAGCAAUAACAAGAUUAAGGGUUUGGAUGGAUUGAAACGAUUUAUUGCUCUAGGAACAUUAGACCUCUCCAGAAAUCUUUUAACUUGGAAGGAACUUCAGAAAAUUCGACACAUACAAAUACUGGACCUACGGCUGUAUGGGAACCCCGAGCUGCAAAACGAUGUACACUAUCGUGUCCAUGUGGUAAGCGGUCUGCCCCGUGCCUGGAUGGUAGAUGGAAAUUUUGUCACUUCCAAAGAGAGAAACCUGGUGACCCAAUUCUUCCUGGAUUCUGCUUUAACAGGCCAUCCAGUUCGCAACAAGAUGAAUCCAAAUCUGUUUACUCCAACCACCCAGAAGAAUCUUUUCCAGACUUGUCCUUAUGGCAAAAGGACUCUUCACUUAAUGAAACAGUUUCCUUUGAAUGAACAGUUAAAUUCAGACUCUGAUCAUCGGAGAAUCAAAUACCUCGCCUACAAUCUUCAGACAGAUCUUACAAUAGGAAUGAAGUAUACUAGCAGGUUAUGUGUGGUUAAAAUGAGGUAUUUUAGAUAUUAGAUAAUAACUGAAUAAGUAGGGGAAAGAUUUUGUUUGUUAUCAAUGACAGUUUAAUGAACAUAAAAUCGCAUCAGAAAUUUUUCCAUUGAAGCUGCUAUGGAGUGAAGCUAAGAAACAUUUAUUGCACGACUAAACAUAUUGGCAUGUCCAGAGUAAAGAUUUACCAUUCACAAAAGCUUUAAUAUUUGAGUGAGCAGAGGUUUCCCUUUCAAAGAUGGUAAUAAUAUGCAACAUCAUAACAUCGAAAUAAAGAAGAAAGUUGAACAUCUAAUUAGGCUCAGCAAUCUUAGACGACAACAAGAACAACAACAAAAGCUCAUCGUCCGCAGUUCUUCCAGCAAUCUUAGACUUGACAAACUAUCCAAACAUCUAACUCAUAUUUGGUAUUCCAAUCCAACACUACAGAAAAGAAAAUUCUGAGCCAUCCAGGUUAGAUUGGAUGGUAGGAUAUCAAAAAUAAAAGUUCAUGCAGCACUGACAUUGUGCCUCUGGAUGUUACUUAUCUACUUGGCAAAUAUAAUAUGUGGUCACAAUCAAGAUACAAAUCUGAAGAGGGAAAACAUUGUUAGUUCACUUGCUUGAUUCCCUGAAAACAAAAUUGGUCUCUUGAAUUCAAGUUAAAUGGAAGUUUUGAAUCCUAAACCAAUCAAGAUCCAUCCAGAACUUGUUUCAAUA
Stegostoma tigrinum is the source of this 1698-nucleotide messenger RNA. Its product is annotated as protein phosphatase 1 regulatory subunit 7-like. The record is from RefSeq and is a predicted model, not a curated record. Gene Ontology annotation, molecular function: protein binding. The transcript has 9 exons. NCBI's taxonomy places the organism in Eukaryota, Metazoa, Chordata, Chondrichthyes, Orectolobiformes, Stegostomatidae. The coding region runs from base 253 to 1023 and encodes 256 amino acids.